AUGGGGAGGCGCUGCUGGCCGCGGCGCGCCCUGGCCGCCGCGUGUCUGGGUGCCGCGCUCCUACUCCUGGGCGCCGCGCCCCGCGCCCUGAGCCCGGCAUUUGAAAACAGCUUGGGCUCUGGCUGGCUUGGUGGGAAGAGGAGGAGUCCCCUGCAGAUGCUUUAUGACUUGGACCAGGGCCCGCGGUCCGCCUUGGCCGAAGUGCACCGGCAGCGGCGGGACCUGCUGCGUCGCGCCUGCAGUCGCCAUACGCGCCGGCAGCGCCUGCUGGGGCCCGAGGACCUGCGGCACGUGCUGGUGGACGACGCGCACGGCCUGCUCUACUGCUAUGUGCCCAAGGUGGCCUGCACCAACUGGAAGCGCGUGCUGCUGGCGCUGAGCGGCCGCGCCCGAGGCGACCCGCUUGCAAUCCCCGCGCACGAGGCUCACGCGCCGGGCCGCCUGCCCUCACUGGCCGACUUCAGCCCGGCCGAGAUCAACCGGCGGCUGCGUGCCUACCUGGCCGUCCUCUUCGUGCGCGAGCCCUUUGAGCGCCUGGCGUCGGCCUAUCGCAACAAGUUCGCGCGGCCCUACAGCGCGGCCUUCCAGCAGCGCUACGGCACGCGCAUUGUGCGGCGCCUAAGGCCGCGUGCGCACCCCGACGCGCUGGCGCGCGGCCACGACGUGCGCUUCGCAGAGUUCCUGGCCUACCUGCUGGACCCGCGCACGCGCCGCGAGGAGCCCUUCAACGAGCACUGGGAGCGCGCGCACGCCCUCUGCCACCCGUGCCGCCUGCGCUACGACGUGGUGGGCAAGUUCGAGACGCUGGCGGAGGACGCGGCCUUCGUGCUGGGCCUGGUGGGCGCGUCUGGCCUGCGCUUCCCAGCGCCCCCGCCCCGGGCCAAGGGGGCUGCCGCCCGCGACCUGGCCGAGCGCCUCUUCCGGGACAUCAGCCCCUUCUACCAGCGGCGCCUCUUCGACCUCUACAGGAUGGACUUCUUGCUCUUCAACUACUCUGCCCCUUCCUACCUGCGGCUGCACUAGGCCGUGGAGCCUCC
Neogale vison (American mink) is the source of this 1037-nucleotide messenger RNA. RefSeq names its product carbohydrate sulfotransferase 13 (gene CHST13). Gene Ontology annotation, biological process: proteoglycan biosynthetic process; carbohydrate biosynthetic process. Lineage: Eukaryota; Metazoa; Chordata; Mammalia; Carnivora; Mustelidae. Gene Ontology annotation, molecular function: sulfotransferase activity. Bases 1 to 1023 code for a protein of 340 amino acids. Gene Ontology annotation, cellular component: membrane. The transcript has 3 exons. The record is from RefSeq and is a predicted model, not a curated record.